CUUUAGUUCUACACCAUGUCGCGCGAGAAUGGCAAGCAGAUGGAGACGGACAGUAAGGCUGGGAGUUGGACGAGCACGGAGAUAUGAAGAACGACGCAGUAGCACAAGCUCACGUUGCGCUGGAGCAGUUCACGCAGGAGAAGGAGAUCGCCAAGCACAUCAAGACGUGGAUGGAAGAGAAAUACGGCCCCACCUGGCACUGCAUCGUCGGCUCCGAGUAUAAAACAGCCUUCACAUACGAGAGCAAGAACUUUGUGCGCUUCAACGUCGGCAAGAAGUGCAUCACACUCUUCCGACACCCGUAAAACACAGAAUUCAACCUUUGCAAACGA
Phytophthora nicotianae INRA-310 is the source of this 332-nucleotide messenger RNA. RefSeq lists its product as hypothetical. The coding region runs from base 84 to 305 and encodes 73 amino acids. The record is from RefSeq and is a predicted model, not a curated record. Gene Ontology annotation, molecular function: dynein intermediate chain binding; dynein light intermediate chain binding. The transcript is spliced from 2 exons. Gene Ontology annotation, biological process: microtubule-based process. Gene Ontology annotation, cellular component: dynein complex. NCBI's taxonomy places the organism in Eukaryota, Oomycota, Peronosporomycetes, Peronosporales, Peronosporaceae.